AUGUUAGAAAAAAAGUUUGCUGACAUUGACAAGAAAUUUGAGAAUGUUUUAAACAAGAACAAGAGGAAGUUAGAAAAUGCUCAGAUAAAACCCAUACAUGACAAGUUCUUAUUUGCUCAGAAUGGUAUAACAGGUCUAAUUGCACCACCUGGGUCGGGUAAGACUUUCACUUAUCUUAAAAUGGCUGCACAACAACAAGAACUAGAUGAGAAGAACCCAUUCUAUGAGUUAGUUGUUAUUUGUAGUACUUCUGGUCAAUUUGACCAAACCGUCAAUUCGUUCAAAGAUAUUAUAAAGAAGUCUAAGUUAGUAUGUAUAAAGGAUACUGAGUUGUUAGAUUGGAUAAAGAAGUACCAAAGAAGGGUUUUGAAGUACAAUGCUAUAAAUGAGUAUAUAAAUUCUAAGUUUAAAGACCCAAAUGAGGAAAUGCAGAGAAUAUUAGAGAAGAAACACUUCAGAAACAAACAGAAAGAGAUAGAAUACAUUUCGAAGA
Molecule: messenger RNA, 493 nt
Organism: Trichomonas vaginalis G3
Lineage: Eukaryota; Parabasalia; Trichomonadida; Trichomonadidae
Product: P-loop containing nucleoside triphosphate hydrolases family
Exons: 1
Molecular function (GO): ATP binding; hydrolase activity; DNA binding
Source: RefSeq, a predicted model, not a curated record